AUGGUGAAGGCUCCUCCUCCAUCGCGGUGCCGACCUCCUCCUGAUCCCCCACCAUCUAAGCUUCUUUUGGUAGCGUUUGAAACUCUCACUUCCAUCAUCUCACCUGAACCACCAGAUCCUCCAGACUCGUUCUUCGUCCUUGUUCAUCGUCUUUGGCUUUUAGCCUCGUUCUCUAGCGACUUCCAUAGCGUCUCUCUCGGAACACUUACCCAAGCUUGGGAUUUCAAGUCUCCUCUUUCAGAUCUAGAGAUUAAUUCCAUUGGUAGUGAUGCUUCCCCUAGACCAUCGUACCUCUCCAACAAGCCUUGUGAAGGUAUUGUCUAUGUACCUCUUUGGAACAAAUCGUUUUUGAGGAAAGUUCAUUGUGAUGUCUGCCUGUUGAAACUCUAUUUACCUCAGUAUGAGGAUAUUACUCUCUCUUUAACUCUUAGGAUGAGAUCCAGUUUACCUCUGUAUGAGGAUGAUGAACUCCCUGUUAGCACUCUGCUACCUCGUUAUGAGGAUGUUCUUCGGACUAGUAUCAUGUUAGCAUUGUUUCAUCACGGGUCAGCUUUAUGGAGUUUAGGAUUGAUGAGUAUGAGUUUUUCCCCCUUUCCAUUGUGGCUUAUGGGAAAGAAAAACCUUCUCGUUGGUUUGAGUGGCGUUGUUACAGGGGACAUUGUGUUGAAGAUGGUUAUCUCAAAUGCAUAA
Messenger RNA from Brassica oleracea var. oleracea, 690 nucleotides. Its product is annotated as putative transmembrane protein At3g54730. The transcript has a single exon. NCBI's taxonomy places the organism in Eukaryota, Viridiplantae, Streptophyta, Magnoliopsida, Brassicales, Brassicaceae. The coding region runs from base 1 to 690 and encodes 229 amino acids. The record is from RefSeq and is a predicted model, not a curated record.